This is a messenger RNA of Cladophialophora psammophila CBS 110553, 2556 nucleotides long. RefSeq names its product kexin. The record is from RefSeq and is a predicted model, not a curated record. NCBI's taxonomy places the organism in Eukaryota, Fungi, Ascomycota, Eurotiomycetes, Chaetothyriales, Herpotrichiellaceae. Gene Ontology annotation, biological process: protein processing. Bases 1 to 2556 code for a protein of 851 amino acids. Gene Ontology annotation, cellular component: Golgi membrane; trans-Golgi network. The transcript is spliced from 2 exons. Gene Ontology annotation, molecular function: serine-type endopeptidase activity.
AUGCGGUUGCCAGCAUGGCUUCCGCUGCUCCUUCUGACUGGGAUUGCCCAAGCGAGACCGCGCGACCACGGACAAAAUGACUAUUUUGCUUUCCACCUCCACCCUUCGGCAGUCCCUCAAGAGGUUGCUCGUCAAUUAGGGCUACAAUUUGAAGGUCAGAUUGGGGAACUGGCCCAUCAUUAUACCUUUUCGUGUCCGAAGAACUCUUGUCGAGAACUGGAGCAUUCUCUACAAGAAUUUCAGAGACGGAAGAAGCGAAGGCGACGGUCUCGGAAUAAGAGAAGUACACCAGCUUCGGAAACACAAAUACACCAUGAUUUGAGUGGCGUCCUUUGGUCAGAGAAGCAGCAGUUGCGCCAUCGCCAUGUCAAGCGAAUCCCUCCGCCGCCUCUUCCCGCCGUCCGUGUGCCCCAAGACGCAGCGGACUCGGAUUCGGGUCAGUCAGCGGACCAAGCGCAACAAGAAGCUAAUCAGCGCCUGAACACCAUCGCGGAGACACUCAAUAUCAAAGAUCCUAUCUUCAAGGAGCAGUGGCAUUUAUUCAACCCUUUGCAACUAGGCCACGACCUGAACGUCACAGGGCUUUGGCUUGAGGGCAUAACUGGUAAUGGCACGAUUUCUGCAGUUAUUGACGACGGGCUGGACAUGUACAGCAACGAUCUCAAGGACAAUUACUACGCGGAGGGCUCGUGGGACUUUAAUGACAAUUCUCCCGAACCGAAACCGCGACUUUUUGACGAUAAACAUGGCACACGCUGUGCGGGAGAGAUUGCAGCAGUUAGAAAUAAUGUUUGCGGAGUGGGAAUGGCCUAUGACAGCAAAGUUGCUGGUAUUCGGAUUCUGUCAAAACCCAUCACUGACGAAGAUGAGGCAAUAGCCAUCAACUACCACUACCAGGACAAUCAGAUCUACUCCUGUUCCUGGGGUCCGCCGGACGAUGGCGCAACCAUGGAAGCCCCAGGUAUCCUCAUCCAACGAGCCAUGGUGAACGGGAUACAGAACGGCCGAAACAGUCUCGGAUCCGUUUUCGUCUUUGCGGCCGGCAACGGGGCGGCGAGUCAGGACAACUGCAAUUUUGAUGGUUAUACAAACAGUAUAUAUAGCAUCACUGUCGGAGGCAUUGACCGCGCUGGCAACCAUCCCUACUACUCGGAAGCCUGCUCCGCUCAGUUAGUUGUGACUUACAGCUCUGGUCAUCAGGACGCAAUUCACACCACCGAUGUUGGGGUUGACAAGUGCUACAACGGGCAUGGCGGGACAUCAGCCGCGGGUCCCCUUGUCGUAGGCACGGUAGCCCUUGCUCUCAGCGUCAGGCCAGACCUUACCUGGCGAGAUCUGCAGUAUCUUUGUGUUGAGACCGCCAUCCCUAUACACGAGGACGACGGGAGCUGGCAGAACACGACCAUCGGCAAGAGAUUCAGUCAUGUCUACGGCUAUGGCAAGGUCGACGCUUACAAAUUCGUUGAGGCUGCUAAGUCAUGGGAGACUGUUAAGCCGCAGGCUUGGUUUUACUCGCCCUGGCUCAGCGUUCAGCAUAAGAUUCCAGAGGGCGAGCAAGGACUGGCUGCAAGUUUCGAGGUUACUGAUGAAAUGCUGAAGCAGGCCAACCUGGAAAGGCUCGAACAUGUCACUAUAACUAUGAACGUUGAGCACACCAGAAGAGGCGAUCUAAGUGCAGAUCUGAUCAGUCCCAGUGGAUUGGUCAGUCAUCUCGCUACCCCUCGUGGUCCAGAUGGAGCUGCAGAAGGAUAUGAUGACUGGACGUUCAUGUCAGUCGUCCAUUGGGGGGAGUCUGGGAUUGGCAAUUGGACCGUGGUCGUCAAAGACUCUCAACAGAACGAAUUCAAUGGGACGUUUAUCGACUGGCGUCUGAAUUUAUGGGGCGAAUGUAUCAAUCCCCAAAUCCAAAACCUUCAUCCACUUCCUGAUGAACAUGACGACGACCAUGAAACUACCACUGCCGUUGUUAGCACAACCAGUGUGGAACCAGGCGCGCCAGUCACUGAGCUUCCAUCAACACCUACAGACCACAUUGAUCGCCCUACCAAGCCGAAGCCUUCCGGGGCAACAGAUUCUGUCGUCAUUGUCACCGCUACCAACACGGUCUCAGUACCUGCUGCAACAGCGACAGUGACAGGUGAACCGACUGAACCAUACUCGGAUGGCUUCCUUCCACCAUUCUUCCCCACAUUCGGCGUGUCGAAGCGCACCCAGAUUUGGAUUUACGGCUCAAUCGUGUUGAUUAUCAUCUUCUGCAUUGGUCUGGGUAUAUAUUUCUUGGUUCAGCGGAGGAAAAGGCUCCGAAACAAUCCUCGCGACGCAUACGAGUUUGAGAUGGUUGGCGAUGUUGAUGAGGAUGAGCAACAAGGCUUGACCUCACAGGGAGGACGUGGAAAGGGGAGAGCUCGACGAGGUGGCGAACUGUAUGACGCUUUUGCGGGCGAGAGUGAUGACGACCUCUACAGUGAUGAAGAAACAUAUCAAGACACCCCGAGUAAUGACACAGGAACAGGGUCGAGGUCUGGGAGCUCCGAAGGCAAGGAAAGGGAGAAAUAA